This is a messenger RNA of Fonsecaea monophora, 4521 nucleotides long. RefSeq lists its product as hypothetical. Bases 1 to 4521 code for a protein of 1506 amino acids. The transcript is spliced from 21 exons. The record is from RefSeq and is a predicted model, not a curated record. Gene Ontology annotation, biological process: DNA-templated transcription. Gene Ontology annotation, molecular function: zinc ion binding; NADP binding; DNA binding. Lineage: Eukaryota; Fungi; Ascomycota; Eurotiomycetes; Chaetothyriales; Herpotrichiellaceae.
AUGGCCCCUGGAAUUGUGACGGACGAAUCCAUCCCCGACACACCCGGUGAUGUACUGGAGGCAGUGGUCAACUACGCAAAGAAAGUCCCCAAGGCAGACGAGACAGGCUAUGUGAUACCCGACACUUAUCUUGGAGCCCGACGUCCCAUCAAGAUUCUGAUAAUUGGCUUUGGUGCCGCGGCCAUCAACAUUGUCCAUGCGAUCGGCCAACAGAAGGACAACAACGUCGUGGUACAAUGUUACGAGAAGAACGAUGAAGUUGGGGCCAGCCGUCAAUUAUAUGUUUUCGUGGCACUCAAAGCCGGACUGGACCAGCUAGAGAUCCUGGGGUACUUCAAGGAUAUUGUGGACAAGCAUCACAUGCAGGGUUUUGUUAAGCUGAGGCAUGCAGUGUCUGGCGCGUGGUGGAAUGAGGAGACCGGAAAAUGGAAAAUCAAGAUCACCCCUAACGGAAACGAGGAAGCCGCUUUCUACGACGAAGGGGAAGUCCUCAUCAACGCGACCGGAGUCUUGAAUAACUGGAAAUGGCCGGCUGUCCCUGGAGUCGAGAAAUUCAAGAAUAAAGUCCACAGUGCGGCCUGGGACGAUACGGUCGACUUGGACGACAAGGUCGUUGGCAUCAUUGGAAAUGGCUCGAGUGCCGUCCAGAUCAUUCCCGCAAUAUUUCCUCGUGUGAAGAAAAUGAUCUCCUACCAACGGUCAUCCACCUGGAUUACAGCGGGUUUCGCCCAGAAGUACGCUGGUGAAAACGGCGCCAAUUUCAACUACACUGAGGAGCAAAAGGCCGAAUUCGCUGCCAAUCCAGCCAAGUACCUCCACUAUCGCAAGAUGGUGGAAGAAGAGCUCAAUCAACGAUUUAAAUUUAUCAUUAAUGGGUCGGAGGAGCAAGCGGAAGCACUUGCUUUUGCAAGGCAGGAAAUGGCCAAAAAGCUCUCAGGAAGAAAAGACUUGAUCGAGAAGAUGGUUCCCACCAACUACGCAGUAGGCUGCAGGCGACCAACACCAGGUAACGGAUACCUGGAGUGCUUGACCAAUGACGAAAAGUGCGAGGUGACAUUCUCCCCGAUUCAGGAGAUUACCGAAGACAGCAUCAUCACGACUGAUGGAAAAGAACGCAAGAUCGACGUCCUUGUCUGCGCUACAGGGUUUGAUGUAUCCUUCCGACCCCGAUAUCCCAUUGUAGGUAAACGGGGGAUCGACUUGCGAGAUGCCUGGAAAGACCAACCGUACACCUAUCUCAGCGCAACCGUCCCAGACUUCCCCAAUUACUUCAUGAUCAAUGGGCCGUUUGGGCCCUACGGUCACGGCUCCAUUCUCCCUGUGAUCGAAAUCAUUACACGGUAUCUCGAGAAGUUUGUGGAGAAGCUCCAGACAGAAGACGUGAAGUACUUUGCGCCCAAGAUGGAGGCGGUGGAAGACUUCAGACGCCAUCGAGAGCUGUUCCUGAAGCGGACCGCGUGGAGUUCGCCCUGUCGGUCGUGGUUCAAGGGUGGCACAGUCGAUGGUCCCAUCAUGAUGUGGCCGGGAAGUCGAUUGCAUUUCUUUGAGGCAAUGGCGAAACCGCGCUAUGAGAGCGAAGAAAUGUCUACGAGCCACAGCGACCCAAAUGCCGUUGACUGCAGUGUCGAGGCUGAUCGGAGCAAACUCAAGGGCAAGACGGCCAUCAUUACAGGGGGGGCAAAUGGAAUAGGGGCGGUCUAUGCCCGAUCCUUAGCCAGCGCAGGGGCUUAUGUCAUGAUCGGUGACCUCGAUGACCGUCGUGCGGCAGAGAUAGCAUCAUCAUACCCAGGACAAAUAUGGACCUCGCAUUGUGACGUGACCAAUUGGGAGGACCAGGCAAAGAUGUUCGAAGAGACGCUGGCAAAAUCGCCCAGUGGUCGUGUCGAUAUUGUGGUCGCCAAUGCUGGAAUUAGCGGGCAAGAUCCAGUGUUUGUGGAUGACUCCACCGCACCGACACCGCAGAAGCCAAAUCUCAAGAUAUUGGACAUCAACCUAAUUGGCGUCUUCUACACCAUCAAGUUGGCUCUGUUUUACUUCCGCAAGCAGUUCAACGCGGCUGUCUCGGCAGGGAAUGAAGGCCCGGACUCGAGCCUUGUUCUGCAGGGCAGUCUUGCCGGCUACGUUGACCAACCCGGUUCACCACAGUACAAUGCUUCCAAAUUCGGGCUUCGGGGCACUAUGAGGUGCUUGAGAAGGACAUCGUUGCAACACGGCACCAGGGUUAACUAUAUCGCGCCAUGGUACAUCAAAACCGACAUUAUCAGCGAUGCUGUCGCCGAACGCAUUACCUCGAAAGGAGCCGUCUUCGCCUCGAUUGAUGACGCGGGCGAGGCUCUCGUGAGGAUCGCCUCCGACACAAGUGUGCAAGACGGCCUGCAAGCUCCGCUGAAGCCUAAGCCGACAUCUAUCGACCAAGCUCAACCUGUUGUCGAGGCAGCGACGAGACUGCCGGGCGCAUCGAUCAGUAGUGAUUAUGGCGUGCGAAAUCACGGGCUUCAAGGCACGGCCUACAUCCAGGACGAGGCCCAGCGCGAGCUUAUCGACUUUCCAACGGUCGACUCGUCCUCGUCAGGAGUAAAGUCUUCAGCAGGUGGCGGCGCUUCCAAUGCUUUCGAGAGCAAUGUCUGGAGCGGUCCUCUCGAGGCUGUCAGGCAGACGUCUGAGGGCCACUCUGCGCCUUCCUGGGGAUCAGCAAGGCCUGAGCAUUCUGCUCAACCGACGACAACUUCAACGGUAAAAGCCAGACCCCGGAGAUAUUUUGUAUACUCGGGCGACACCCUUUCACAUUCUUUCCUGCCUCACAUGACGGGCCACCGACGUUUCAAAAGAAGCAGCCGCCUUGUCCCAGAGACAGGACAGUCGACCUGUACGAGUCUCUCCAGCGAGCCAUUUCCUGUCGCUACAUGUCCAUCCCGUCGGUGGGAGCCAAAAAUACUCCAGCCCACCACCAGCGGAGACACUGUCUUCGGCCACUUGAACUCGGUGGACACGUUCUACCUUACGAGGCUCAAGAAUAUCCUCUAUUUCCCAGAGACCUCUGUGGCACGCAUGUUUUUCCUCGCAUUCAGAGAACACGUGCUGCCCACUUGUCCCGUCACAGACAGAUAUGAGUUGAACGAAAUCUACGAGAAUUUCGUAAACGGGCACAUCACCUGCCCCAUGCUAUUGCAUUCGAUUUUCUUUUCGUCGUCGCAAUAUGUCUCCCAGGAUGCGCUGACAAGCGCGGGGUUUGACUCGCUUCACGAGGCAAAGGCAUAUUUCUACGAACGUGCGACCUUGCUCUACGCAUUGAACUGUGAAUACGACCAGCUCCGGAUCAUUCAAGCCCUUUUGUUUGUCAGCAUGUGGUGGUCCGACUUCAGCGAGGAAAAGGGCACCAAAUACUGGAUCUCGUGUGCCGCGAACCUGGCACUGGCCAUCGGACUGCACAAGGCAGUCCCCGCGGCGGCCCGUCUAAGUCAACAGGAACGAUCAAUGUGGCGCAGGACCUUCUGGACCGUUUACAGCAGGGAUUGCAACGCGUCGGUUGCCAUGGGCCGUCCCCUCACGAUCAACAGCAAGGAGAUCGACGUGGAAGAGCUUAGUGAUGCAGACUUCUAUGAAAGACGGGAGGCAUCUCCCCUCGGCCGUUACCCUGGCUCCGAGGCGGAGGCUCUGGUUGACUUCACCGAAUACUCGAGCACGCAGGUUUUUUACGCCGUCAGGACAGCUCGUCAAGCCGCUUUAUUGGACCGAACGAUCAUAGUCGAUUUGAACCAUGCUCUCGGCAGCGAAGAUGCCAUCAGAGAACUGUAUGAAUGCCAACGUGAAAUCACCAUCCUGCGAACGGAACUAUCAAGCUACAUCGCCAGCCAGGCCGAUGGGGGAGCGAAAGACGGAACUCCCGUCCCUACGGAGAUGCGGUGGAUCAUGUUUCUGCAACUGAGUACCGAACGAACACUGUCGAUCGUCUGUCGCUACCUUCGAAGACACCUUGAGAAAAGUCAAGCUUGGGAUGCCACCUGCUCGCACAAAGUGUCCGAGAUCCGCGCUGAACUGGUCCGGGCCGCUGCCAGGACACUGAACUUGUACGAAGAGCUCCUCAACUCUGAUUGCUUGAGAUAUUCUCCCAAUUUCCUGAACACCCCCAUCUUCGGGGCCAUGGUCACGUACGCCGAAAUCAUCAAAGAAGCACGCGAGAAAGGCCGGGUCGACAGGAUUGCAACAAACAAGUACCAGCUUGGAACCAUGAUAUUGGAGGAGAUGGAGUCGUUCUGGCCUGCCUCGGCGUGGGCAUGCUCCUUGUUCAAGAUCUUGGCCGAAAAGGAUUUCUUACCUCUCCGAAUUCUGCCCCAUGCGUCCCGGUGGCAGAGCCUGAACCGGGUAGCGAAGAAGUGGGAACCGAAACUGGAACCGGCUUCAACCAAGAUGGUGGUGGAGGAGGACGCGAACUUCUUCCUGAACUUCAACGCCAACAGUACCCUCGAGGCUAUGUUCUCUGACGAUCUCUUUGACCCACAAACGUGGUAUGCCGCGAUCUAG